AUGAUCAAUUUUCAAUCAAUUCGUAAAACACAUUUUGAUCUUGUGUGUCGUCUUAUUCGUCCGGAACAAGUUAUUUCAUUAAUUCUAGCUGAUGAGAAAGAAACACCUUGCCAAUCUCAAUUGUUUCAAGCUCGCUUUCGAAUCGAAAAAUUUACUCGCUUACGUUCAUUACAAUUAAUUGAAUUAACCGAUGAUGGUCAAUCCUUAUUAUCGAAAUUAUACAAAGUGCAAAGUCUUGUUUCUCUUGAAAUCAAUAUUCGAUUUGAUCUUCCAUUGAUUAAGGCUUUGCCGUCAAUAAAAACCCUCAUUAUUAAUUUUCCAUCAGGUGUGCAGUUUGAUAUUCGACGAUCCGUUGGUUCACUCUCAUUGGAAUAUGU
This is a messenger RNA of Rotaria sp. Silwood1, 377 nucleotides long. NCBI's taxonomy places the organism in Eukaryota, Metazoa, Rotifera, Eurotatoria, Philodinida, Philodinidae. The record is from the annotation of a GenBank genome assembly.